Coregonus sp. 'balchen' is the source of this 7283-nucleotide messenger RNA. Lineage: Eukaryota; Metazoa; Chordata; Actinopteri; Salmoniformes; Salmonidae. The record is from the annotation of a GenBank genome assembly.
AUGGGUCUGUUAGCCUAUCUGAAGACCCAGUUUGUUCUGCAGCUCCUCCUGGGUUUUGUGUUCGUGGUGAGCGGCCUCAUCAUCAACUUCAUCCAGCUCCUCACCUGCGUCCUGUGGCCCAUCAACAAGCAGCUGUACCGCAGGAUCAACACCAGGCUCUCCUACUCCCUCUGGAGCCGUGAGUCCCCACACUAUAAUUGUUGUGUGUGUGUGUGUGUGUGUGUGUGAGAUCCUGUGUGUUUGUGGUGUAUGCUUGAUUGACUGUGUAUUUGUGAGAUCCUGUGUGCAUUAUAAGACCUUGUGUCACACCUCAAAAGGAGACCUUGUAAAAGAAUGGAUCUGGUGAUUCGAUAUUGAUAGUUGUGACUCCGUUGACAAUAGUUGAGUCGAUUAAUUUCUAUAUUUGGACUUGUUGCAGAGCUGGUGAUGCUGCUAGAGUGGUGGUCGGGCACAGAAUGCACCCUUUACACAGACCAGGCCACGGUGGAUAACUUUGGCAAGGAGCAUGUCAUCAUCAUCCUCAACCACAACUAUGAGAUUGACUUCCUCUGCGGCUGGACGAUGUGUGAGAGAUACGGAGUCCUAGGGGUCAGUAUUUUCUGUCUCUACUAUCUACUAUUCAUCAGUCACUAAAUGGGGGUCAUCUCAAUAGUCCAAAGUCAGCGGCUUCCCCACUUUCUCCUUUCUAUUAUCAGCCCUGAUCUGAAAGAAUCAGACCAGUGAAACCAAAUGAUGCCUUCCACAUGGCUUUAAACUGUUGUGCAUUUUCAGAUUCCGUAGCAAGAAAGAGAUGAGAUUGAUCAUAGAGAAAGACUUCAGGACUUUUACCGUUCCCACGCUUUCUUUUCUACCCAGAGUUCCAAGGUGCUGGCCAAACACGAGCUGCUGAAAGUGCCUCUGAUUGGCUGGACCUGGUACUUCCUGGAAAUCGUAUUCUGCAAGAGGAAGUGGGAGGAGGACAGAGACACCGUGUUCAGAGGUCUGGACAGACUCAAAGACUACCCUGAGUUUAUGUGGGUUAGUAUGGCUCAUUUAGUUAACCCUUUACACUCAUGGGAAUUGGCCUAUACGGAGAGGGCUAAAUUAAAAUGUUUCUUACAGAAGAAAUAUGAAAAGCAUAAACAUAAGAUUUGUAGCAAUUGAAACAGUUAGGAGAUUAUGGGGAAAUUAUUACACCUGAAGUUGAGGACCCAACAGUUCACCUUACACAAUACUGAAUCCAAACAUUACACUUGAUUUUAUGUGCAUUUUAUAUAUACUGUACUUUUCGCCACAUUUGUUGAUAACAGAAUCUGAAAAUUAUCUGGAUACAUUCAGUAGCAUAAGAAUAUUCAUCUCCAAUACUUCACACAGUUGUGUCAAGUUGGCUGGAUGUCCUUUGGGUGGUGGACCAUUCUUGAUACACACAGGAAACUGUUGAGUGUGAAAAACCCAGCAGCAUUGUAGUUCUUGACACAAACCAGUGCACCUGGCACUGUUGUAGAAAAUUAUCAAACAAACAAAGUACUUUCAGAGUUUUUGUAGAAUCAAGAUAGACUUUAUUACACAAGCAAUAGAGCUGAGCUGGUCUGCAGAGCAACUGCCGUCCCAGACUUGGAGCUCUCUUUUUAUACAGCUUCAUCUUUUCAUAUCAUAUCUGAGCCACUAUGGUUUCUUUGUCUAGCUUCUUUCCUGUCUAUCCCCAUGUCUGCUUGGUAUCCUUUUCACAUCAUAUCGGAACCCCCUCUUUAUCCAAACAGUCACCUUCCCUUGACCUGAAGCCACUAUGGUUUUCUUCUUGUGGCUAUGUGUAUCGGGUCAUAGCGCACAAACAAGUGAUAACGUUAGUUCUGUUACUACUCAUAUCUCCACACAGCUGCGCCCUUGGAAGAUAGUAAAAGACAGGAUGAACAGAAAAACUGUGGUCAUUCUGAGGCUCUUUGUCUUGACCGUGUGACCAGGUUACUCAGAAGCAAUGAGAAGUGGAAACAAUACAGGUCUAUCUCCAUCCCAUGGCCUUGACUACACACCAGACCAGCUGCAGAGAGCUAGAGGGAACCAUCCUUUCUCAGAAGCACGGCAUUUGCACUAAAGAAAUGCCUCUACUAUUGUUAAGCAUAUUAUAAUAUAUGUAAUGGAAAAAUACCUAUAGAGCCACUUCAUCAUGGGUCUGUUUUAACCCUUUAAUUGGUUCUUAAUCCAUAGGCAUAUAGGCAUUUCAUUCUACAACAUGAAUAAUUCAUAUAAUUAGUUUAUGUUGUCUGCCCUUAAAUGAGACAGAGUAGUUAACUAAAAAUCUCCAAUAGCACCUACUACCAUACCCCGUUCAAAGGCACUUAAAUAUUUUGUCUUGCGCAUUCACCCUCUGAAUGGCACACAUACACAAUCCAUGUCUCAAUUGUCUCAAUGCUUAAAAAUAUCUCCUCCCCUUCAUCUACACUGAUUUGAAGGUGAUUUAACAAGUGACGUCAAGGGAUCAUAGCUUUCACCUGGAUUCACCUGGUCAGUCUGUCAUGGAAAGAGCAGGUGUUCCUAAUGUUUUGCAAACUCAAUGUGCAAUGCAUAGGCCUAUUAUGCACGGCAGAAAAGCAUAAAAAAACAACAACAUAGAUUUAAGAUGUCUUUGGCACAUAAUUGGUCUAGCCUUUACUCCAAAAUCUUAGUUGGCCUACAAUUACAGUGAAUUUGUUUUUGAAUAGCCUAGCAAUGGGGAUUAUUUUUUUCCCAAAGUUAAUAGACUGACACACAACCUUUUUAGCUACAGAAUCUCACCACUAUGAGUUUCCAUCUCCUACUCACUCUCCUUCAUUCCUUUCUCGAGCACGUAGAGAGAGGGGCAGUCAAAGGAUUUAAUGAAAUAUGUUUUGUUGUGAAAACAUGUUACUAUUGAUGUUCCCGAACAGAUUCCACUUAGUUUCCCAAGUUAAGCACUGCAGGAACAUGGUUGGAGAGCCCAUGGCAUACAGAGUUUGGGCGGAAUAUCACCCGUCGUGCAGCGAGAGGCUGCAUGCUCCUCAAAUAAUGGUUGAUGCGUGGUGUGAAAUAAGUGUUCUUAUAAACCCAGACAUUUCUAUAUGUAAUCCUGUGUGAAAGCGGAGUAUUGAUGGUUGCCACUAAAAAGAGGACGAUCCCAGCUCCGACUAUUUUUCUCAGCUGCUAGUAUUAAGCACAUGCUUCGCUAUAAAACCGGAAUAGCUUACCCGGCAUGAUUUGAAAAACGAACUGUGGAGAGCGGCCUCUAUUCGCUAUUCGAGUGCAUACGGAUGACAUUAAUUUUUUCCCCCUGCCCAUUUGACAAUGGGCCGUUCUAAAUCAAAACGUAUUGUACAUAUCACCAUCUAAAUCUAGCAUAUGAUGACCUGUUUCAAAUGAUCACCUUUUCGCUCAAUAUAGUCAUUUCAUAUGCGCACUUGCUCCGAAAUGGGAAAAAUAUUAUUUAUUUUAUUCAGCUAAGUUCAAUUAUAUUCUUCUUACUAUAAAAUAUAAAAUAAUGGUACGCGACUUAUAAGCAUAUAUUUUCUGCUAAAUGAACUAGCCUAUGGAAAGGCGCAUAGCCAGAUAAUGUAUAGGCCGACUCAUUCUGUUCUUCUGAAAUGCAUUUAUCAUCAUAAUGUUUCUUUAGACCUGCUUAAAAUAAAUCAUAGAUUUAUUGUGAUGGUGAAUAUUAAAUGGAUUUAAUAGACUUUUCUGUAUGUAGACGUUCCAAAGGCUCACAUCAGCGGCUUGUGUGCCUAGAGACCUGGAGAUGCUAAACAUGUUUAUGUUAAUUAACGGUCAAUUACCUUGAGACCGGUAGUCAUUUGCAUGACAAUAACCAGCAAAUUGUCAUGACAGCCCUUGUCAUGAGUGCAUUCAGGUAUGUGUUCCACAGCGAAUAUUCUUCACAAUAGACAAACAGGCCCAUUCUGUUCAGGACAACCCAGGAUGUGAUGCCAUGUCAUCUUGUAACUGUAAAUCAAACAUAGUGAUCAUAAAGGUUGACACUGUAUAUGUGAAGUGCACAUUUGGACUCAUGAGUGUUUGCCUUGCUUCUAUGAUAUCAAAGUGGUAUUUAUUAUAAUCCUCAACAUUUCAUCUUUCAAAAUACAUUGAGUCCUCUUAAUUUACAGCAUUUCCCUCACUCGGACAACAAAAAAGUUGCCCAAUUAGCGGGAGGGAUGGGUGUAACGUCUUGUCACGUGUAUUGCUCAAGUUCAGAACGGCUGUCAGUCAAAAACCAUACAGAGCUGUAAAGUGCAGCGCACUGCGUUCCAAUGUAGGCACUUAUCAGUGCCCAAAUCUGCCCUUUUCAACCCGUAUACAGGUACGAGUGUAAAGGGCUAAGGCCUAAAUUUUUCUAUCCUGGGCCAGAUGACUCAAUUUUUUGUAAUUCUGCCAGCUCUUAACCACCAUUUACAAAACGAUGAGGGUAGCGCACAUUAGGCCCAGACAGGUCGUACAGUGAAUCUACACACAGGACUGAUCCUUGAGCUCCCGGCCAUAACAAGUCAUUGGACUAAGUCCAGGAGUUCUGUCUUGUCCGGAGCAGGUCUAGUUAGUGUUAUUCACCAAGCUGAGACGCCACAGGGGAAUCUAGGUCAGUGAUUCUGGUCUGGUUCCUAAUAGCCCUCCCUAAAGAUCUUUAGACGCAUGCUGUUGCUCAGGCUGCAAGCUUCCACUUCCACCGCUUGUUAUGGUUACCGGGAACGACCAGAGAGAUUUUGCCAAUCAGGUCGUCUGAUCUGAUUUAAGCGACACCUAGGAAAAAACCCAGUCACAUGACUGACCAACUCACCUCAGGGACAGGAGGACAACAAGAUGUGCAGUGUUGUUUUCUUUGAAACACUCUGUCUGAGAAUGUACAUUUUAGUGACCCUGUACCAACUCUAAAUGGAAGUCCUUGAGAUGAUAAGAUAAUAACUUUAUUUAGAGUAGCGUUUCCUGGAGGUGCAUUUAAUCUGUAACACAAGCUGGCCCUGCUGGGAAGUCUAAGAGGAUAGAGGAAAGGAGGUCACCUCAACGGGUGUGUGCCUGUGUCUGAACCAGUAGUGUCUUGUGUAUUUCUAAACUUGUUUUAUCUUUGCGUAUGUUUCUCUAAGCUCAACAUAUGUGUGUCUGUGAAUCCUUUGAGUGUAUGUGUUUAUUGACACUCCUUUUCCUGUCUCCAUAGUUCCUGCUGUACUGUGAAGGCACCCGCUUCACAGAGAAGAAGCACCAGAUCAGUAUGGAGGUGGCAGAGAGCAAAGGCCUGCCCAUGCUCAAAUACCACCUACUGCCCAGAACCAAAGGCUUCACCACAACACUGAAAUGCCUCAAGGGCACAGGUGGGGCAUGCAUGCAUGCACACGUGGCGCACGCACACACAGUUCAAAAUAAGUUAACGUAUUAUUAUAGAUUUUCUGUUCUCCGUCUUUUAUUGUUUUUAGUAUCUGCCGUGUAUGAUGUCACACUGAAUUUCAAAGACCACCAAGUCCCCACUCUGCUGGGCAUAAUCAACGGCAAGAAAUACAUGGCAGAUAUGAAAAUCAGGUGGGUACUGAUCAAUAUGUAUGACCCUGUGAUUAUUACUUGAGCUGUUUCAAGCGAAAAACCCAUGACGUUCUGUUAGCCUCUUGGCUUUGUUCCAAGCACAUUGUUUUUUUAAUAGUAAGCGAGACAGUGGACUGCUCAAAACUGAGCCGGAAUCUUGCCUGAACACUCCUUUGAGUUGCUGGGGUAGUCCUGUCCUACCCAACCCGCAGAGGUAAAGAGAGGCUGAAAGAGGGAAGAUGGCAAAGAGAGGGGGCGCAGAAAGGGUGGAGGAGCGGGGCAUCGACAGAGAUCACGGAUGCCCUGUGGUGAAAAACAGGACUCGGCGACUCAUGUCCUUGAGACCAUAUUUAAAUCUUGAGUUACAGUACCAGCCUUCAGUAAAACCCCUAACUCUUAGAGAGAGAAGAAUAAAACUAUAAGAUUACAGAGAGCCAUUUGUCUUAUUGCAAUUUGAAAUGUUUAUUUUCUAAUCAUAGUGACCAUUUGAAUGACAACGUUCAAAGCCUUAAUUUCAUUGCCUUUAAAUUAGAUUACAUGGAGAGCCAGAUUAAAAACAGCUCCAGUGCAUGAAUGAGCCCUGUGUGAGGCUAAACGGGGAGAGUAGCCUGGUGUGGCAGAAACAGGUGCUUGUGGCAAAAUAAUACGUAAUGCUAUACAUCUAAAGGCUGUUAUAUGGCACUGUCCUACUGUAGGUGUCACUGUAUGAGGAGCUCCAUCUGAACCUUGUGUGAGUUUGCCCCCUGGUGGUGAGAUGUUGCUAUAGCAGACAUUCUCUACUCCAGGGUUCCCAAACUCGGUCCUGGGGCCCCCCCCAGGGUACACGUUUUGGUGUUUGCCCUAGCACUACACAGCUGACUCAAAUAAUCAAGGCUUUAUGAUUUGUUUUUUUAUUUGAAUCAGCUGUGUAGUGCUAGGGCAAAAACCAAAACAUGCACCAAGGGGGGGCCCCAGGACCGCGUUUCGGAAAACCCUGCAAUCUGUUGCCAUAGCAGACUCUCCCUGCCAUCUCCUGCAUUGUGUUGACUGCCUGCCUCCUCUGCUCCUUCUCUCUACAGGCGGUUCCCUGUAGAGGAGAUCCCAGAAGAUGAAAAGGAGUGUGCCAACUGGCUUCAUAAGCUUUACCAGGAGAAGGUAGGGCUCUUUAGUGCUUGAGUUAUAACUGAAUAUUGUUAAAUGUAGUUUUGUUCCAUGUACAGGUCUCACACAUGGAUAAACUUCUAUAUCAGAUGAGUUAGACACAUACCUUUAUUUGGAAGUAACAACACUAAAUAUGUUUAACCAGUUUGGUAGUACCUUGACAUUCAUUCGGUCUCCCUCUCCAGGAUGCUCUGCAAGAACACUACCAUAAAGAGGGCACUUUCCCAGGUCCCACCAUCACCCCUCCUCGCCGGUUGUGGACGCUACUUAACUUCUUGUUCUGGGCGACCCUGCUGCUCUCGCCCCUCAUAAACUUCGCCUGCGGUGUGGUGGUCAGUGGCUCCCCCCUCCUCAUCCUCGGCUUCAGCCUCUUCCUUAUCAUAGGUGAGUAGAGGGUACAUAACGUUUCCUCGUAACUCUUACCUUAGCCUGGGACUAUGAUCCAAUAACCAUGAGGUUUAUAGCUAACUAACACGUAUGGGAAUGUAACUAAAAUGUAGACUAAUGUGCAUAGUUCCUGACAACAUUGGUCCAUCAUCUGUCUAUCUUUUUGGUCCUCCUCAGCCUCUAUAGCCAUCCGGCGCCUGAUCGGUGUGACCGAGAUAAAGAAGACUGGCUCCAGUUACGGCGACGAGGGGGCUAAGAAACAGAACUAG